Messenger RNA from Syzygium oleosum, 2324 nucleotides. Its product is annotated as protein NSP-INTERACTING KINASE 2-like. The transcript is spliced from 11 exons. The coding region runs from base 276 to 2144 and encodes 622 amino acids. Gene Ontology annotation, molecular function: ATP binding; protein binding; protein kinase activity. The record is from RefSeq and is a predicted model, not a curated record. Gene Ontology annotation, biological process: protein phosphorylation. Lineage: Eukaryota; Viridiplantae; Streptophyta; Magnoliopsida; Myrtales; Myrtaceae.
AACUAGUGGCAGGCACGGUGGUGCCCUUCAAGUCAUUCACUGCCAAACACAUCUGAUUCUUUCUUGGCUCUUGAGUCCCAACAAGAGCUGAACAAGUGGAUUCAUUUUUUUGCUUUCCUGAUGAUAUAAUAACAUAAGCAAGAGGAGCAAAGGCAAGAAUUGUUUGUCCUAAGGAGACCUCACCCAUUUUCCUAAGUAGUACCAGAUCAAGACAAUAACCUGAAGCUGUGUUUCUAGGUUCUUGGCGUCUGUUAUUUCCUUUGGACUCUGCUCGGAUGGGAGUGAAGAGAGCGAAUUCCUCUCUGUGCUGCGCAGUUUUGCUCGGCUUGUGGGCUAGUGUGCAUGGGUUGAUCUCUCCUAAAGGAGUCAAUAAUGAAGUUCAAGCUUUGAUGGACAUAAAGCGUUCGCUAGUGGAUCCUCACGACCUUCUGAACAAUUGGGACGAGAACGCGGUCGAUCCUUGUACCUGGAAUAUGAUCGUAUGUGAUGCUAGUUUCGUCACUUCUCUAGAAAUUCCGAGCCAGAACUUAUCUGGAACGCUUUCGCCUAGCAUUGGGAACUUGAUUAAUCUUAAGAAUUUGCGCCUUCAGAGCAACGACAUUUCAGGAUAUAUUCCUUCCGAGCUUGGCAAGCUCCAGAAACUCGAAAUGCUCGACGUUUCCAACAACUCCUUCUCUGGUGAAAUUCCUAGCGAGCUGUCCCAUCUCAAGAACCUCCUACAACUGAGAAUGAACCAUAAUAACCUGUCGGGGGCAAUUCCAGCAUCCUUCACUAACAUGACCCAGCUUGCUCUUUUGGAUCUAUCUUACAACAAUUUGAGCGGUCCGAUGCCUAAAUUGCACGCGAAAACAUUCAAUCUUCUGGAGAAUCCAAUGUGCGGCGGCAGACGCGAGGAGUGUUUCCGGACUCCACCGACACCAAUUAUGUUUAGUGGGAACAAUUCACUAAAUUCUCAGCCUUCUGGGAGACCCAAAAGCCACAAAGUAGCCUUGGCCGUUGGUUCAACCCUUAGUUGCAUCUCCCUACUCAUCUUCGGAUUCGGCUUCCUUUUCUGGUGGAGGCGAAGGCACAACCAGCAGAUCUUCUUCGACGUAAAUGAUCAACAUCACGAAGAAAUCAACUUGGGAAACUUGAAGAAGUUUCACUUCAGGGAACUUGCGAAUGCGACAAACAAUUUCAGCAGCAAGAACUUGAUUGGAAAGGGUGGUUCAGGGAACGUGUACAAAGGGUGCCUCAGGGAUGGGAUGGUGGUUGCGAUCAAGAGACUGAGAAAUGUCAAUGCCAUCGGAGGCGAGAUCCAGUUCCAGACAGAACUCAAGAUGAUCAGCCUAGCGGUGCACCGCAACCUUCUCCGGCUCUAUGGGUUUUGUAUGGCCACAACAGAGAGGCUUCUCGUAUACCCCUACAUGUCCAACGGCAGCGUUGCUUCUCGUCUCAAAGCCAAACCAACCUUGGAUUGGAGCACAAGGAAAAGAAUUGCACUUGGUGCAGCAAGGGGGCUUUUGUACCUGCAUGAGCAAUGUGACCCCAAAAUUAUACAUAGGGAUGUUAAGGCCGCAAAUAUAUUGCUAGACGUGUACUGCGAAGCUGUGGUAGGAGACUUUGGAUUGGCAAAGAUCUUGGAUCAUCGGGAUUCCCACGUGACCACCGCCGUGAGGGGCACCGCAGGGCACAUUGCUCCAGAGUACCUGUUGAGCGGGCAGUCCUCUGAGAAAACUGAUGUUUUCGGGUUUGGAAUCCUUCUGCUCGAACUGAUUACUGGCCUGAGAGCUCUUGAGUUUGGUAAAGCAGCGAACCAGAGAGGGGCCACGCUUGAUUGGGUUAGGAAGAUUCACCAGGAAAAGAAGAUAGAGAUGCUAGUAGACAAGGACCUCAAGGACAAUUAUGAUCGGAUCGAGCUUGAAGAAAUGGUCCAAGUAACUCUUUUGUGUACCCAAUACCUUCCAACUCAUCGGCCCAAGAUGUCCGAAGUUGUCAGGAUGUUGGAAGGCGAUGGUCUCGUGGAGAAGUGGGAAGCUUCUCAGAGAGCUGAUUCAACGAGGUGCAGAGCAGCAAACGAGUUCUCCUCCUCCGAGCGUUACUCCGAUCUCACCGAUGACUCCUCUUUGCUCAUACAGGCGAUGGAGCUUUCAGGACCAAGGUGAAGAAGUAACUCAAGAUGGCGAAGAGCUAUGGAAGAAUGGAAGGAAUAUGAAUAACAUGAUCAUAACUAAGUCAUGUAUAGCAACAUUAAAAUCAAUGCUAAGAGUGUACUAAUGUUUCGCUGUAUAGAUUCUGAUCCGUGGACUGCAUGAUCAGAUUAAGCAUCACAGAUCGAUUCUCAA